GACAUGCAUCCCAAUUUAGAAUUUUCAUUAUUUUGUUUCCCAAUUUCAAUAUUAGCCAAACCCUAUCGUUCUCCUUCGUGUUCCUCUGAACUAGCCGCAAGCUUUGCCUCCUGCCCGCUUCUGGUCGCGCUCGACUGGUCGGCCCUGCAGCUCAACUCACCACCUCAAGCUUCGGCCUGUUUCUGCCCGCUGCUGGUCGUGCUCUUGGUCAGCUCUUCCGGCGAUUUUGGGGUUUGGCUGCCACUCUCUCGCUAGGUCACUGUCUUCCCUCUCUGGUCUCGCUCUCUUCCUCGUCUCGCCGGGGUGAGCUAUAGAUGAGUUCAAAGAGAGCAACUCUUGCAGCAGCGAAAUCUCUCAAGUCUAUCUCCAAGGUAUGUUCUUUGGAUCCAAUCAAGUGCCUCAGUCCGUUGAGAAACCUCAGCACUGCAGCUGAAAGAUUGGAUUCGCCCAGCGCAAAUGGCUAUUGUAAUGAUGAUUUGCCUGCCAAUAUUCAAAACCCUGACGGGGUCUGCUCCGAUUACCAAAACUCCCCUGGCGAUUUUCAGCAGAGCGUAAGCACUAGAAGUGGAUUUGGGAGGCACUCAGAUGGUCAAAACGGGAACUUUAGCGGUUACACUUCGAGCGGGUCUGGUGAUAACUCAAUUGGAGGUUAUAGAGAAAGCUAUGGAGGCGGUGAUUAUCAGAAUAGAAGAGCAGGGGAUAAUGCGAAGUUUUGGGACCAGUUUUCUAGUAAUUUGCAGCAGAGCUCCAGUGCAGUUCGUGGCCAGACUUCGAUGGGUCUUGAGCAGAAACCUAGGGGGUUUCAACAGAAUCAGAGCAGGGCGUCUGCUGGGAGUUUUGAAAAUGGGUCUCCACCGAGUGCAGUUAACGUGAAUGGAUAUGCAAAUGGCUAUCAGAGUGGGGUUUCGACUGGGGGCUUCAACAACCGGACUCAGCCGAGCACAGUUAACCUAAGUGGAUAUGCAGAUAGCUAUCAAAAUCAGAAUGUUGGGCAUUUACGACAUUAUAAUGAUGUUGCAAAGAGCAGUAAUUUUCAGAGCACUGGUCAGGUUCCGAGCAUCGGGCACGGGCAAAGCAUGUAUUCUCCGGGCAAUAGCCAUGGUCAGGGGUUUAGUGACGCAAGUCCUAGACCAAAUAGCUUCUAUCCCCAGGGCCUGCCGUCGACCUUGCAGGAACGUGUCGGAAAUCACCCGCAUAAUCUUGCUAGACCCCAAGAAAAUAUUGGUCAAAGCAUAUGGAAUAGUGGUAAUGUUCAAGACAACCAUAAUAUGAGCCAGCAAAGCCCUUAUCAUGGGCAAUGUCAGAUGAACCCAAAUUAUACUCAAAGUGGUUCGAUCUCUCCUCAAGCCGUGAACGGUUCUCAAUCAAAAGAGGAAUCUUCUGGUCCCGAAAGUACCGGCUAUGUAGGUUCUAUCGAGGAGUUUGAUGUAUUGUGCAGAGAAGGAAAAGUUAAGGAAGUGGUGGAAGUUCUGACAUUACUGGAAAGCAAUCAUAUUCUGUUGGAUUUGCCUCGCUAUGUGCAGUUGAUGCAGCUUUGCGGGGAUAAUGAAGCUAUCAAAGAAGCCAAAGCAGUCAACGAGCACAUCAUGCGAUGCAUAUCCCCUGUCAGUGUCUAUAUGUACAACCGAAUCUUGGUGAUGUACUUAAAAUGUGGUUCCAUAGAGGAAGCAUUUGCGGUAUUCGACAAGAUGGGGGAGCGCAACUUGACUACCUGGGACACCAUGAUCGCAGGGCUAGCAAAGAAUGGCCUCGGAGAAGAAGCUAUUGAUAUCUUCACAAAAUUUAAAGAAGCAGGAUUUAAACCUGAUGGGCAAAUGUUUAUUUCGGUAUUCUUUGCUUGUGGUGUUGUGGGUGAUGCGCAUGAGGGGAUGUUGCACUUUGAGUCUUUGGCCAAAGAUUAUGGCAUCAUUCCCUCUAUGGAACACUAUGCGAGUGUAGUGGACAUGUUAGGUAGAAUUGGGCAUUUGGAUGAAGCCUUAGAGUUCAUUGAGAGAAUGCCUUUUCAGCCGAGCAUUGAGGUGUGGGAGACUUUGCUGAACCUCUGUAGAAUCCAUGGAGAGAGAGAGCUUGGCGAUCGGUGUGCCGAAAUCAUUGGGGAGUUGGACCCAUUGCGCCUGAAUGAGCAGUCGAGGUCAGGGCUCGUGCCUGUGAACAAGUUAGAGAUGGCCAAAGAGGAAGAGAAGAAGAAAGCAGCAAAGAAGGACAUCUUAGCGGCUAGGAGCAUGAUUCAUGAAUAUCGAGCAGGGGACACUUCUCAUCCUAUGACAGACCAACUUUAUGCACAGCUAAGGAGGUUGAGGGUACACAUGAAGGAGGCAGGUUAUGUUCCUGAAACAAAAUGCGUGUUGCACGACGUAGACCAGGAGAGUAAAGAGGAUGCGCUCCUUGCUCACAGUGAGAGGCUUGCCUUUUCUCGAGGGCUUCUCGACACCCCAGCCCGAUCCAUGAUUCGGAUCAUUAAGAAUCUUCGAGUUUGCCCGGAUUGUCAUAAUGCACUGAAAUUCAUGUCAAAGCUCGUCGGAAGAAAAAUUGUAAUGCGGGAUGCCAAGCGGUUCCACCAUUUUGAAGAUGGGGAUUGCUCAUGCAAAGAUUAUUGGUAAUCCUUUUGAUAAUUUUUGGUGGGAGGAAAAUGACUCAAAGGGAGCUUAUUGUGAUGAUUAAAAGAAGCCCGUUGUGCCUCAUUGUGUCCAGGAAACCGAGGCAACGAUUGCAGGAACUGAGUUCCUGUGAGUUCUUGAGCUUGACAGUUAAAUUUUUCAAUGAUUUGUUACUUUUUGAUGCUCUAUAUGGAGUCUUACCUUUGAUGAUAGAGUAGAAACUGGCUUUUGCGACUGAUUUUACUUGCUCCUUGAGCCAGUCAUUGCAUCCGUUGAUCAGUUUAGUUUGUGUUGCACACAAGCUCAUAUAUAUAGACAGUAAGAGACAAUGUCUCGGUAAUAUGUCUAUCAAAUUAAUUUGUUUAUCGAUGGACAUGAUACUAUGAGCUCUUUAUAUGGAUAUGCACUUUUAUUCAAAAGGUUGAGAAGGUAAGGUACAGAGACUCAUAAAUAUGCAUGUGAUGUGAUCAGCAAUUGAUUCUAAUAAUAUAGAGUAAUUUGACUU
This is a messenger RNA of Punica granatum (pomegranate), 3102 nucleotides long. Lineage: Eukaryota; Viridiplantae; Streptophyta; Magnoliopsida; Myrtales; Lythraceae. The record is from RefSeq and is a predicted model, not a curated record.